UCGGAGGAGCAAGCAGGGCUGCUUGAUUUCCUCCACAGUGUAGAAAUAGAGAAGAAACAGACUGGAACAUGUCAGCUGCUGCUGAAUGUUCCUUCCCUCCCCAAAUUUUGCUCCAGUGGUGCUUGUUGGGUGCUCCUGCUUGGAUGGGUGCCCUGUAAUAUACAGCUAUGAUAGUGGAGAUGAGCCUAGAGUCAGACACAAGGAAAUCUUUAGACUUAGACUAACUUUAUUAUCACUUUGAAGGUACACUAAUCUGCACAUAUUAAAAUGAAAUUUCAUUGCGCACAGUUCUCAAAGGGUCACCACCUCUAAUAUACACUACAGAAACAUGACAAAGAAAGGAAAGAAAGAGAAAGAAAGAAAAGAAAGAAAGAAAAAGAAAGAUAGCUAGCUAGAGAGAAAGAAAGAAAGAAAGAAAGAAAGAAAGAAAGAAAGAAAGAAAGAAAGAAAGAAAGAAAGAAAGAAAGAAAGAAAGAAAGAAAGAAAGAAAGAAAGAAAGAUAGAUAGAUAGAUGCAGGUACCCACAUAUAUUAUAUGACACAGAGAACCAACACAGUUACUGUUAGUUUGGAUGCAUACAUGUCCAUGGGGAGAAAAACGAAUCCUGCGAGUUUACCACAUGGAUGGCAUAGGGAGCAAAGCUGUUACAGAAUCUGGUAGUCCUGCUAGAAAUACUUUGAAACCUCAUCCUGGAGGGGAGCAACAUAAACAGACUGUAAAGUGGACAAAGAGGAUGCCAGGAAGAGAAUUCCAGACAAGUGAAAUUCCAAACCAUUAAAAAAGAAAGCAAAUGAAGCCAACAAUUAAAGUCUUUUCAGCCUCCUCCAGAAAACUAAAAAAAUUCUUCCUCAGGAAGGUGACAGACAAAAAAGAGAAUAACAGGAAGAGAAUUUUGAGCUGGAGAAACCUGUCUAUGUAAAACUCAAGGAAACACUGCAAAAAAAGGUCAAGGGGGAUAAUUUGCAAAUUCAGAAAAAUGGAAAUAAUCUGGAAAUCAAUGGGGAGGAAGAGGUCACUUGUACAAUCACAUCGGACAGGCAGUCAUGCAAACCUUGCCCUGUGAAGAAAGCAUAGCUUGAAUGAAAGCAACAUCCAAGAAGGGAUCCAAAAUCUUUUUGACCUUAAGAAUCCAAAAAUACCAAUUUAUGAGAAAUGCAGAGAUUGCAGAUCACCCCUGAUUAUACACGAGGGGAACUGAAGAAAAACUCACCCUCUGUCCUCUAUGUGGCACAAGCUUUAGGAAACAUGCUACCCUAGUGAUACAAAAAAGGCCUGAAAUGGGGGAGAAGUCAUUUGUGUGUUCUGAUUGUGGGAAAACUUUCAGUCGGAAUUCUCACCUGGUGACACACCAGAGGACACACACAGGAGAGAAACCCUUUGAGUGUCCAGAUUGUGGGAAAGGCUUCAGUCAAAAUUCGCACUUGGUGACACACCAGAGGACUCACACAAGGGAGAAAGUGUAUGAGUGUCCAGAUUGUGGGAAAGAUUUCAGUCACAAUUCCAACCUGGUGAUUCACCAGAGGACUCACACAGGGGAGAAACCUUAUGAGUGUCCAUAUUGUGGGAAAGCUUUCAGUCAUAAUUCAAACCUUGUGAAACACCAGAGGACUCAUACAGGGGAGAAACCGUAUGAGUGCCCAGAUUGUGGGAAAGGUUUCAGUCAGAAUUCCCAUCUUAUUAAACACCUUAGGACUCACACACGGGAGAAAAGGUACAAGUGUCCAGAUUGUGGGAAAUGUUUCUUCUGUAAUUCCAACCUGAUGAUGCACCAGAGGACUCAUGCAGGGGAAAAGCCAUAUGAGUGUCCAGAUUGUGGGAAAGGGUUCAGUCAGAAUUCCAGUCUUGUUAAACACCUGAGGAUUCACACACGGGAGAAACGAUACAAGUGUCCAGAUUGUGCGAAAAGUUUCAGUCAUAAUUGUGACUUUGUGAAACACCUGAAGACUCACAGAGGAGAGAAACCCUUUGAAUGUCCUGAUUGUGGGAAAAGUUUCAGUCAUAAUUCCAAGCUUGUGAAACACCAGAGGACUCACACAGGAGAGAAGCCGUAUAAAUGUCUGGACUGUGGCAAAUGUUUCAGUUGGUAUUCUGGCCUAGUGAUACACCAGAGGACUCAUACAGGAGAAAAACCCUUUGAAUGUCCUGACUGUGGAAAAGGUUUCAGUACCAGAACUAACCUUAUAAAUCAUGUAGGUUUACACACAGGGGAGAAACCUUUCAAGUGCCCAGAGUGCGGACGGUGCUUCACACAUUAUUCCUCUCUUACUGCACACAAGAAAAUCCAUACGAAGGAGAAGGUGAUGACUGUAGGGAAGGCUUUAGUGGAAAAGCUCCAUAGAUGUGCAUACUGUGGGAAAUGCAGAGAUUGCAGAUCAACCCUGAUUAUACAUGAGAGGAACCACACUGAAGAAAAGCCCAUCCUCUGUCCUCAAUGUGACACAAACUUUAGGAAACAUGCUACCCUAGUGAUACAAAAAAGGCUUGAAAUGGGGGAGAAGUCAUUUGCUUGUUCUGACUGUGGGAAAACUUUCAGUCGAAAUUCUCAGUUGGUGACACACCAGAGGACACACACAGGAGAGAAACCCUAUGAGUGUCCAGAUUGUGGGAAAGGCUUCAGUCAGAAUUCCCACCUGGUGACACACCAGAGGAUUCAUACAGGGGAGAAACCGUAUGAGUGUUGGGAUUGUGGGAAAUGUUUCAGUCGGAAUUCCCACCUGGUGAUACACCAGAAGACUCACACAAGGCAGAAAGUGUAUGAGUGUCCAGAUUGUGGGGAAGGUUUCAGUCACAAUUCCAAUUUGGUGAUACACCAGAGGACUCAUACAGGAGAGAAACCAUAUGAGUGCCCCAGUUGUGGGAAAACUUUCAGUCGUAAUACCAACCUUGUGAAUCACUUGAGGACUCACAUAGGGGAGAAAGUUUACGAGUGUCCAGACUGUGGAAAAAGUUUCAGUCAUAAUUCCAUCCUGAUGAUACACCGGAGGACUCACAGAGGGGAGAAAGUGUAUGAAUGUCCAGACUGUGGGAAAGGUUUCAGUCAUAAUUCCAUCCUGAUAAUACAUCAGAGGACUCACACAGGAGAUAAACCAUAUGAGUGUCCAGAUUGUGGGAAAAGUUUCAGUCAGAAUUCCGCCCUUGCAAUACACCAGAGGAUUCACACAGGAGAAAAACCCUAUGAAUGUCCAGAUUGUGGGAAAGGUUUCAGUCAUAAUUCCAAUCUUGUGAAACACCACAGGACUCACAGAGGGGAGAAACCAUAUGAAUGUCCAGAUUGUGGGAAAGGUUUCAGUCAUAAUUCCAACCUGAUGAUACACCAGAGGACUCACACAGGAGAAAAACCGUAUGAGUGUUCCGAUUGUGGUAAAGGUUUCAGUCAGAAUUCCAACCUUGUUAAACACCUGAGGACUCAUAAUCGGGAGAAACGGUAUGAGUGUCCAGAUUGUGGGAAAUAUUUCUAUCGUAAUUCCAACCUGAUGAUACACCAGAGGGAUCACACAGGAGAGAAACCCUUUGAAUGUCCUGAUUGUGGGAAAAGUUUCAGUAAUAAUUCCAAUCUUGUGAAACACCAGAGGACUCACACUGGGGAGAAACCCUAUGAAUGUCCUGAUUGUGGGAAAAGUUUCAAUCAGAAUUCCAACCUGAUGAUACACCAGAGGACUCAUACAGGAGAGAAACCAUAUGAGUGUCCGGACUGUGGAAAAAGUUUCAGUUGGUAUUCUGGAUUGGUGAUACACCAGAGGACUCACACAGGGGAAAAGCCAUAUGAGUGUCCAGAUUGUGGGAAAGGUUUCAGUACUAGGACUAACCUUAUAAAUCAUGUAGGUUUACACACAGGUGAGAAACCUUUCAAGUGCCCAGAGUGUGGACGGUGCUUCUCGCAAACUUCCUCCCUUAUUAAACACAAGAAAAUCCACAUGACCCAGAAGAUGAUGAAUAAAGAGAAGGCUUGAAUUUCUUUUCUGAUCUGCCUUUGCAAGUUCACCUUAGAAAUUAUUUAAUUUCUGGCCUGAUUCUGUUUAGCCAAAUGUGUCUCAGUAUUAGGCAUGAGGGAGAAGAGAAAAGAAAUGAAAAUGGAAAAUGUUAGCUUGGUCAAAGUUAACUACUUGUGUGUUGCUAUCAUGAAAAUGUAGUGGAUAUUCCCUUUAGCAAAAAUAGAAUAAUUGCUGCCAAAAGGCUUUUGGGAAUGUUUUUUGCAUGUUGACAACAGAGAUAAUAGAAAAGCAACACACAAUUUUUU
Pantherophis guttatus is the source of this 4237-nucleotide messenger RNA. RefSeq lists its product as uncharacterized. NCBI's taxonomy places the organism in Eukaryota, Metazoa, Chordata, Lepidosauria, Squamata, Colubridae. The record is from RefSeq and is a predicted model, not a curated record.